Molecule: messenger RNA, 1472 nt
Organism: Phlebotomus papatasi
Lineage: Eukaryota; Metazoa; Arthropoda; Insecta; Diptera; Psychodidae
Product: corepressor interacting with RBPJ 1
Exons: 2
Coding region: 114-974 (286 amino acids)
Biological process (GO): negative regulation of DNA-templated transcription
Cellular component (GO): nucleus
Molecular function (GO): transcription corepressor activity
Source: RefSeq, a predicted model, not a curated record
AAGUGUUGGCAACACUGGUCGUCAAAUUUGACAAAUAGGAAGUGAAAAAAUUUACUCUUGACGAAAAAGUUAGUAUUUUUGUGUGAAAAAAAGCGUGAAAACAGGCAGAAAAGAUGGGGAAAGGCUUUAAUAACUACAUGUGCAAGAAAUUCUUCCAUCCAGCCUCUCGGGACAAUCUCAAGAGGGUCUGGAUGGCUGAGCAGCAGGCGGAGGCGUAUAAAAAGAAGCAGGAGGAGCUGCGAGCUCAGUAUGAGAAGGAACAGGAUCUCCAUGAGAACAAGGCAAUGCUCAGCAAAGAGAGCAAAGACAAACUCAGCAUCAAUUUCAUGUACGAGCCUCCUCCGGGUGUCCGGAAGGAACGUGAGAAGGAGGAGAAUGAGCCAGAGUACAAGUUUGAGUGGCAGAGAAAAUACAAUGCCCCUCGGGAGAGCUACUGCAAGGGCGACACUGAGAUCCGGGAUCAACCAUUUGGGAUUCAAGUGAGGAAUGUCCGGUGUAUAAAAUGUCACAAAUGGGGCCACAUUAACACGGACAAGGAAUGCACCAUGUACAGCAUCUCAAUGAGCGAAGCCCGAAAGAUCCAUUCAGAGCAGGAAGCUCAAUCGAUCAUGGCCAAGGGAGUCCUGGAGGAGCAGAUGAAGGAAGACGGCUUGGCCAUGCGAAAGAGUGCAAUGAGCCUUCAGAGUUUCCAAUCCGGACGCCUCCAUCAACUCAUUCCCAGCGAAGAUGAGGAGGACGAAACUGCCAAACAGCCAGAAAUGGCCUUUCUGAAAUCCCUCACAACAGACCAGAAGAAAAAACUCCUCCGGAAACUGGAGAAAAUCGAAAAGCGCAGUCGCAAGAAGAAGAAAUCCAAGAAAACCCGACGAGAUUCCAGUUCAGACUCCUCCUCGGGCGAAGAAAAGAAACGCUCCCGGAAGCACAAGCGACGCUCCCGGAGUCGCUCAAGGACACCAAGGAGGCACAAGAAGUAGCCAGGAAAAAAUGGGAAUAAUUCUGUCGCUUUAAUCCAAAAUGUGUUGAUUUCUCUUUUUUUUCCAUUUAUGAAGCUUCAGUGUGUGAUUGAUUCUGGGAUUAAUUUUCGCAUCCGGGAUAUCUAGUUGCGCAGUGCUCCUCCGCUAACGGCGUUGGUGGACGUGUUGCUGGAUCCCGAUGCCACGCAGAUCUCCGCUGUGUGAUUACCACUAUCACGGGGCUGAUUCUGGUGGAAUGACAAAAUAUUUUCAUUGAGAAAAUUUUUUAAAGAAAAAUAAAUUGAUUUUGUAAAUUAUUGCGUAGUAUUAUGCCCAACGCACAAUAAAUUUUGUCUUGUAAAUAUAUUUUUGAAAUUUCCUGUGAGAGUGAGCGAGAUGACUAUAUUUAGAUCUCUUUCACUCUCACUGACAGGUCAAAAACAUGUUUACUAAACGAAAGUUAUUGUGCGUUGUUCAUUAUUUAAAAAAAAAUAAUAAAUAAAAAUAAACAAUAAAAAA